Messenger RNA from Naegleria fowleri, 396 nucleotides. RefSeq lists its product as uncharacterized. The transcript has a single exon. The record is from RefSeq and is a predicted model, not a curated record. Lineage: Eukaryota; Heterolobosea; Eutetramitea; Acrasida; Naegleriidae. Bases 1 to 396 code for a protein of 131 amino acids.
AUGUACACUGGUCCAAUCACCUCCUCCAUCACCGUCACUACCACUAAACCAAAACUAAACCGUGCCAAUCGUAACAAUCCCAACAAUCGUCACUAUUACGACAAUGACAGACAAUAUUAUUCUCAAAAAGCAGAUUUAAAUGCCAAUUCUCAAAUAAUGAAUCCAAAUCAUCCGUUACAUUAUCGAGGACUCUCUCAUGGUGAACAACUCUAUCAAGAUAAAAAACAAGAAUUGAGAGAGCACGCGAAUAGGAAUAAUCCGAAUCAUGCGAGUUAUAAUGAGGAUAGAAAACCGGAUGAUAAGAGUAUGAAGAAGAAGAAGAAAAGAGAGAAGAAUGGUGGGGAUGGUGGUGAGAGGAGUGAUGGGUGUCAAAAGUCAACAUGCUCAGAGAUGUAA